AUGACGAUUGAUAGAGCUGGCCGGCCGCCAGCCCCCAGGCGUGCCUCGUCAACGUACAGAAGCUACGACGAACUAGGAGUCAUAGAUCGCGCGAAACCUCUUAAGUACAGGCAUGGAGGUAUUGAAGACCUCACCGGAAUAGAACAGAUUAGAACCUUCCGAACUUACGACCCACAAGACAUGGAUGAUAUCACUGUUAUUAGCUCCGAAGAAGUACCAAAACCCAAAAAGAAAAUAGCUGAGGGUCUAGCUAAUGGUUUUAGAAGAACGUUUUCUGUGAGAAGCCGUAGAGAAGAACCAGAAGGUAUACCGCUAGAUACUUUCAAUGUGACUUGUGAGGAGAACUUUGCGACGGUUAGAGGAGCGCCUUUCGGAAGGCGUCGGUCUUUGUCGAGGGAUAGAGGUUCCUCGCUGCUAGGCAGAAGUUCUUCGGAGGGAGAUGUGAGGAUGGUCCCUCCUCGAGCCCCUCCGACUGCGCCCGCCCCACGCCUCCAUCGCUGUCUUCGAGCACUUGGUGGCAGCUGGAAGAAUCUUUUACUAUGCAGCGUUCGAGGGUUGUCCUGUCGCCGGCUAUCCCCGGAUGGACACUGA
Molecule: messenger RNA, 591 nt
Organism: Spodoptera littoralis (African cotton leafworm)
Lineage: Eukaryota; Metazoa; Arthropoda; Insecta; Lepidoptera; Noctuidae
Source: the annotation of a GenBank genome assembly